GGAUGAAGAGGAAGAGGUGUAUAAAAGAGGAGGAGACGAGUGGCAGCAGAAGAAGAAGAAUCUGAGCCUCGACACCACAGAAGAAGAAACUUGAGUUCACUUCCUCCAGGUUUUGAAGAAUCGUCGUGGCGAUGGAAAGCGUCCGAGCCGUCGUCUUCCUCUCCGUCUGUCUGACCCUGCUGACCUCACUGUGUCAGGGUCAAAGGUCGGCCGACUCGUCCACACCGGACGAACCGAUCGUGGAGCUGGCGGAGGCUCUGCAGGGUUUCCUUGACGACAGCAGGGUGGGUCUCUCUGUGGAGAAGAAAGCGAGCGUCAUCCCCCGGUGUGAUGUCGGUGAACGUUGUGCGAUGAAACAUGGACCUCGUAUCGGUCGACUGUGCGACUGUCUGAGAGGAACGGCCUGCAACACCUUCUUCCUGCGCUGCUACUGAACACACACACACACACACACACACACGUCUCUGUCUGUCUCUCAGAUUCAUGUUUUUUUAUGAAAUAAAGAGUCAGAUUCAUAAAAGCU
This is a messenger RNA of Scophthalmus maximus (turbot), 523 nucleotides long. RefSeq names its product cocaine- and amphetamine-regulated transcript 4 (gene cart4). The transcript is spliced from 3 exons. Lineage: Eukaryota; Metazoa; Chordata; Actinopteri; Pleuronectiformes; Scophthalmidae. The coding region runs from base 132 to 434 and encodes 100 amino acids. Gene Ontology annotation, molecular function: neuropeptide hormone activity. The record is from RefSeq and is a predicted model, not a curated record. Gene Ontology annotation, biological process: adult feeding behavior; positive regulation of MAPK cascade; cellular response to starvation.